AUGUUCAGAUUUCGGCUCCCAAGCAGAAUGCGAUUUAUUAGAGUAAAAGCUACCGAUUAUUAUUUAUAUGCAUGGGUGAAUGGUGCUUGUGGUGAUGCUGCUGAUACUUCAACCUUUACCAAAGAUACCUGUUUUUCAAGAACCUAUUACAAUUACAAAUAGAAAUCCGAAAGUAGAUUUUUUGCUUGCGAUAAUAAUGAUGAGAUUGGCAAUUCAUUGAAUUUGGGAGCAUUUAUCCUAUUAACCUUAAUUGCAUGA
Messenger RNA from Paramecium octaurelia, 258 nucleotides. Lineage: Eukaryota; Ciliophora; Oligohymenophorea; Peniculida; Parameciidae. The record is from the annotation of a GenBank genome assembly.